Dermacentor silvarum is the source of this 1422-nucleotide messenger RNA. Its product is annotated as basic salivary proline-rich protein 1-like. The coding region runs from base 1 to 1422 and encodes 473 amino acids. NCBI's taxonomy places the organism in Eukaryota, Metazoa, Arthropoda, Arachnida, Ixodida, Ixodidae. The record is from RefSeq and is a predicted model, not a curated record. The transcript has 3 exons.
AUGCGAGCUAUCUCUCUGCUGUCACAGCAGCAGGACUACUUAGUUUCAGCGACUUCCGGUUUCCCACUAGCAGCUUUUCCAUCACCUGCUGCCUCGGAACUACAGGAGUGCCACGGAUUUCCGAGUGACCCUAUUCUGUGGGUGCAAGCGGCCAAUGCGCUCAGGGCACGCCAUGCCUGGCCCGACAAUACAAUAUGGUUGGUUGCGGCGGGGCGACUUCGAGGUGCCGCCAAGGCAUGGGAGAACUACGAGGGUAUCAAACAGUGGUCCUGGCCUGAGUGGAGUGCGGCUCUAAUAGCUGCUUUCGGCCAGCUACCUUCUGCCUGCGGUGAGCCCGACCAGAAAAGUUCUGCUCACGGUGCUCCGGCGAGCCACUGCUUCGAUGCUGCGGCAUGUGUGCCCAGCAACGCGUCGACAGAGUGCAGCGGCGGCGGGUCCAGACCUCAGCCGCCACCGCAUCGGUCACAGGCCUCCCGUUUGAACAGCUCCACGUCGUUGUCCUCCGCCAUCCAUGGCGGGCCCGGCGGCGAGGCCUACAAGACAGCGGAUGAAGCUGCAGAUGAGAUGACCCGCCAGCCCGUCUACGAGACGACGUUAGGCACACGUGUCAAGCAGCUAGAACCCGACCAGGGCCCGGACCGACCGGUCCAGAGUUCCGCAAUCACCCUCCUCGGGCCGCAGCAGCAUCCGCGCGCAGGUCCACUCCACCCGGUGCCGCCAUCGCCCUCGCCCCCGGGAGUGUCAGCCACACCAGGCCACAAGGGAGGCACUACAAGACAGCCCCCACCGCAGGACGCCCGCCGCCCGAAGCGACCACCGCACCAGGGGAGCAGCCGCAGCGCGCCGGUAUCCUCCAGUACCCAGCAGCAACCAGUCCCAACACCCCAUGGUUCCAGCAGCAGUGGCGGUGGCACUCGCUCAGCACCGACUCCCGCCACCAGAGAUCACGACCCGGUGUUCAGGCAAGCGUCAGCGGCCAUUGACCAGAGACAUCCACCACCAUGGUCGCCCACCUCCGGGAACGCCCCCGCCAGGGCCGUCGCCGUCAAGCGCAUCAUCCAUGCAGGCGUCAAGGCGCUCCCCCUAGGGUCAGCACGGCGCCCAAGGCACAGCGGCCACCGCAACGAAGCGCCGCCCCAGAAUGGCUCCGACCAUGCCCUCCAGCCACCCAGAGCACCACCACCCGCGAACAGCUUCCCAAGCUACCCCUGUGGCAGUCCCCGAAAGCCUGAGGAGAAGAGGGGAAGACCGGCAGCACCACCCACAAAAAUGAACGGAGCACCCUCCAAGGGAAUGUCCCCAACCCCGCCCGAAAACGACAACGCUCAGCGGCAAGACAAUCGACGGCAAGACCCGCGACCAGAGCGCAACACGCGCAUUCACAACCGCCAGAGCUAUCUUCAGCAGCGUGGCCGAGUGUAA